Molecule: messenger RNA, 2786 nt
Organism: Ilex paraguariensis (yerba mate)
Lineage: Eukaryota; Viridiplantae; Streptophyta; Magnoliopsida; Aquifoliales; Aquifoliaceae
Source: the annotation of a GenBank genome assembly
AUGCAUUGUAUUACGACUCCUCUCUCUCACAUACACACACUCGCUCUGGCAGGGUCAGCACGAAAGGUCAAAGACAAAGGCUGAAUGAAGUGAAGAGAAGUGAUAAGAAUGGAGGGAUCUUCGUAUCGGCAUCAAAGGUUAAAGAGUGGUGUUUCUCAGGAACCAUGGAUUAGAUGAUUUCAUGCUUGGGUGAAUCAUGAGAUGGCCACAAAGAGGAUUAUAGCUAUAUGUAUGUCUGGAGGUGAGUUCGCGACAGACAAUGAUGGUGGGCUGUUGUCAUACAAAGGUGGGGAUGCCUAUGCGAUGGACCUUGAUCAGGAUACAAAGUUAAAGGAUCUGAAGGAGGAACUAGCUGAAACAUUCAAUUGUAGUGUCAAUAGAAUGUUAAUCAAGUACUUUCUUCCUGGAAAGUCAAAUAAAAGGACUCUUAUUACGAUAUCAAAGGAUAAGGACCUCAAGCGCUUGGUGAACAUUUUUGAGGAUAAAGACCAAGUGGAGUUCUUUGUCAUGGAAGAGGAAGCUGUUCAGGUGCAAAAGGUGUUGAAAGCACCUGCCAGUAGGUCAAAAAAGAAAACUGUGUCAAAAGAAAUGGUUCUGGCACCUGCAUCAGAAGUGGCUCCGACAAUUGUGUCAGAAGAUGUUGUUCCGUUAACUGUGUCAGAAGAUGUUGUUCCGUUAACUGUGUCAGAAGAUGUUGUUCCGUUAACUGUGUCAGAAGAAGUGGUUCUUCAAGUUGCCCCUGUUGAUGUAACUUACACCAAUGAACCCAUGGAUAUGGAUGCACCCAGUGAAACCACAACUGGUGGUGGUCUUGUUGUUCAUGAUGACCAGCCUCGUAAAGCUGCAAUGGAGUGGGCGAACACCAUCACAGGUGUGGGACAAAGAUUUCGGAGUUUUAAAGAAUUUGUUGAUGCCCUGCGCAAGUACUCAAUGGCCCAUGGAUUUUCUUAUGUAUAUAAGAAAAAGGACAGUCAUCGUGUAACUGUCAUAUGCAGAUCAGAAGGUUGUCCAUGGCGCAUAAAUGCAUCAAGGUUGGCCACCACCCAGUUAAUCUUUAUUAAGAAAAUGAGUGCAUCACAUAAAUGUGAAGGAACGGCCAUCAAAGCCAGUUAUCGGGCAACAAGGGAAUGGGUAGAAACUAUAAUAAAGGACAAGUUGAAAGUCUUUCCAAAUUACAAGCCGAGGGAUAUUGCAACUGACAUCGAACGGGAGUAUGGCAUUCAACUGAGUUAUGCUCGGGCACGGCGCGCAAAGGAGAGCGUUAGGGAACAGAUUCAAGGUUCUUACAAAGAGGCAUACAAUCAGCUACCCUUAUUCUGUGAGAGGAUAAUGGAGACUAAUCCUGGCAGUGUUGCUACAUUCGCUACAAAGGAGGACUCAAGCUUCCGUGGUCUCUUUGUCUCGUUUCAUGCCUCAAUAUCUGGCUUCCAACAAGGUUGCCGUCCUCUCCUUUUCCUCAAUAGCACUCCUAUAAAUUCCAAAUAUCAAGGGAUGUUAUUGGCGGCAACCGCGGCAGAUGGGGAUGAUGGUGUUUUUCCAGUAGCUUUUGCUGUGGUAGAUGUGGAGACUGAUGACAACUGGCACUGGUUUCUGUCAGAACUGAAAUCUGCGGUGUCAACAUCUCGACCAAUAACGUUUGUGGCAGAUUUUCAGAAGGGGUUGAGAGAGUCAUUGCGUGCUAUAUUUGCGGACAACUGCUACCAUGGUUAUUGUCUACACUACCUUACUGAGAAAUUUAAUAAAGAUUUAAAGGGGCAGCUUUCAUACGAAGCCCGGCAUCUCUUGGUUCAAGAUUUAUAUGCUGCUGCUAAUGCAUCGAAACUUGAUGCUUUUGAACAAAUUACUGCAAAUAUAAAAUCCAUCUCACCCGACGCUUAUAAUUGGAUAAUAAGAAGUGAGCCUGGUCAAUGGGCCAAUGUGUUUCUUGGAGGGGCAAGGUAUGAUCAUAUGACAUCCGACUUUGGGCGAGCAUUCUAUUGUUGGGUAUCAGAGGCAAAUAAUGUGCCAAUAACUCAGCUGGUGGAUAUAAUACGAGGUAAGAUGAUGGAAUUGAUAUUUAAGCGACGGGUUGAUUCCAUUCAGUGGGUAACUAGGCUAACACCAUCUAUGGAGGAAAAGCUGCAGAGUGAGACUUCAAAAACACGCCCACUUCAAGUUUUAGCUCCCCAUGGUAGCAUAUAUAAAGUUCGUGGUGAAUCUGUUGAGGAAGUUGACAUUAAUCUUUGGGACUGUAGCUGCAAAGUGUGGCAGCUGACAGGACUGCCUUGCUGCCAUGCUAUUGCUGUUUUUGAAUGCAUUGGUAGGAGCGCAUACGACUAUUCUGCCAGAUACUUCACAGCUGAGUGUUACCGAAUAACUUAUGCAGAGUCAAUUAACCCAGUUCCAAAUUUUGACAGACCACAGUGUGAACUGGCUUCGGCAGCCAUUACUGUGACUCCCCCAUCCACCAAGCGUCCACCAGGCCGUCCAAAGAUGAAUCAGGCUGGAUUAGAAGAGAUGGUCAGACGCCAAGUCCAAUGUAGCAAGUGCAAGGCCUUUGGCCACACUAAGAGGGCAUGCAAGUAAGUGAGCUAGAUGUACUUUCAAGCUGUAUGACUCUUGACAUCCUUGUUUGACAGUUUAGGCCUGUGUGCUUGAUUAGUACAGUUAGUCUUUUGUUUAUUGUAGAUCACUUCCUACCAUUGAUCUUUGCAUUGUCAUUGCAUUUUUUUGAUGGUGAGUUAGGUUUCCUUGUAUAAUUAAUAAUGUUAACUAAUAGUUGAAGAAAUAGGGAGCUCACUGCAUAA